AUAUGGAUAACAAAUUAUUAAUGGAAACUUUGAUCUAAGAGGCAAAAGUUUGGUGUGUUGGUCGUGAUUGUGAUUCCAUUAAAGCACUAUUUCGUGUUGAUGACGGAACUUCCAUCAUGAUGUAUGUAUCCAUCCAUUUCCACGAUCUUGUAAAAUAUCUAACUCCACUUUCCCAAUACAAUCAAACAAUGUUCUUAUUACAACCCAUUUUCUUCUGAAAUCGAUCCAAAGCUGUGCAAUACGGAAAGGAUUUAUCAUCUAUGUCAAGAAAUGCGGAAGCUCCUGAGGCUCAAAUCGAUGUUGGAGAUCUGAAUUUGAACUGCAAUGUACACGACACAUUCGUUGCUGCUUCAUCGGUUUUGUUUGUUUUGUAUCUCGCUUUGAAAGCUAAGAAGAAUAUCAAUAGCCUCUGUAAUGGUGGUUCUUAUAUUAUUGCUUCCUAUUAUGCCCUUCUUUGGAUUGUUACCCUUUUGAACCUUGCCUGGUCUUUUCUUCAGGCAUGGCAGUGCUCUCCUGGAAAGGAGUUGGCAUGGAAUGCGUUGACAUUGUUUACGACAUCAGGUAUGCUGUAUCUAGAGAUAAGCUUGAUGGCUUUCUUACUAAAUGUCAACUACAUGAAUGGCAUGGAAGCUCAAGCUCUAGUACAUACUUCCAUUGUAUCAGGAAUUAUUGUCUUGGUGGAUACCCUUCUUAAGGCAAUAUAUGUUUUUGGAUUUGGGGUCCCAUUGUUCAAUCGCAAUGUUGGAAGCACUCAUACAAUCAAGUGGGGUUUGUGGACAGUACAUAAGUUAUUGCUUGCUGCAGCAUAUGGCUUCAUUUUAUUUGAACAUUUCUCUAAAUGGAGAGAAAAACUGCCUCCAAGGCCAACAUUCUACAACUAUGUCGUCGUAAUGUUUAUAUUUAGUGCAAUUACUUUGUUUGCUUGUGGGUUGGCGGGAAUUGGUGCUGGCCUCGGCAAUUGGUUGUAUGAUUUUACUGUACUAUGUUAUCACUCUUUAUAUCUUCCAUUUCUUUAUGCAACUUUUCUGGCAGAUUUUUUCCAAGAGGAAGACUUUCUUUUGGACAACGCAUAUUAUUCUGAGAUGAAAGAUGCUGGAUUCUUUGAUGCUGAGUGGGAAUAAUUCCCAUACUAUUUUUAUAUGGAAGGGAAAUAGACCUUUAGCUCUGUGCACUGUAAAUAUGUAUACUUCAUUAUUCCUAACCAAGUCAAAUGAAAGUAUGAUCCAUCAACAUCUUAAUGAAAUGUUGCAUCUGUAUGACACUGUGACCCUACUGUGAAAUACUGCUAAUGAAACAAUGCUUUUAAAAUCCA
Messenger RNA from Medicago truncatula (barrel medic), 1312 nucleotides. RefSeq names its product protein CANDIDATE G-PROTEIN COUPLED RECEPTOR 2. The record is from RefSeq and is a predicted model, not a curated record. Lineage: Eukaryota; Viridiplantae; Streptophyta; Magnoliopsida; Fabales; Fabaceae. The coding region runs from base 261 to 1121 and encodes 286 amino acids. Gene Ontology annotation, molecular function: G protein-coupled receptor activity. Gene Ontology annotation, cellular component: plasma membrane. Gene Ontology annotation, biological process: G protein-coupled receptor signaling pathway. The transcript is spliced from 6 exons.